GUCUCUCACAGAGAGCUUCAUGGAUUUUUGGGGACAGCCAAGAGGGUCUGGGGCCUGUAACUUCUUAGGAGUCCCAGUCCUCAGCUCCUGGGAUGUGGACGAUGAUGAGGGCGAGGUGGUCAUUGGCAUCAGGCCUAAAUCCUCUCCUCUCCCACGGAGAAAGAGCUCUGUGUCUGAUGAGGACUCGGAGCCUGAGUCUCUCAUGUGUGGCUCCAGGAGAGUUUCCUUCGCAGAUGCCAAAGGCCUCAAUUUGGUUCAAGUGAAGGAGUUUGACACGUGGGACGUGCCCAAACUGCCAGGAUAUGACACAUCUGAUGGGGAAGGCAAUGAUGAAGAUGAAUACAUUCUUUCACCUCUUAAUUUUUCUCUCCCGUUAUUAGCCGAGGAGCUACUGACCAAGGUCCAGGAGCAGAAAGUAGAGCUGGAAAAAAUUGAGUUACUUCCAGGGACCACAAUAGCAAAAGGGGUGGUGCGCGUCCUCAACAUCUCCUUUACUAAGGCGAUAUAUGUUCGAACAACUUUGGACUGCUGGUCCAGCCACUUUGACCUCCUGGCUGAGUACAUCCCUGGUUCCAGCGAUGGGCUGACGGACUGUUUCUCAUUCACGCUCACUUUGUGGCCUCCAUUUCGGGACGAGGGGGCCAGAGUUGACUUUUGUCUGCGGUAUGAAACACCUGUUGGAACGUUCUGGGCCAACAACGCCAACAAGAACUACGUGCUGUCAUGUUUCCGCAGAACAAAGGAAAACGAUCAGCCACAGAAGGAAAACGUGAACAAGAAAAGCUGCCUCAAGACAGCCAGUUCGAACUCCAGCGUGGAAAACAGUUCAGGAAAGGAGUCGUCAACACAGGGAAAUAUUGCAGCAGAUGUGUCCAACAGUGGACUAGAGGGUGACACUUUGAAAUCUAAGAAUGAUCAGUCAGGAAUGUCAGAGGAACAUGGACAGAAAUUACUGAUUGAGAGCGGAGUAAACAACAGCCAAAGGAGUCGCAGAAAGGCUGCACGGAUGGCCCGGGUGAGGGACUACUUUGCUCAAAGAAACGGAGACGCCAACAACGCAGAUAGAGACGAAUCGCCUCCAGGGGUAACACAGGCAGCUCGAGAAGAAACCCCAAAGGAAAGGCAUACAGAUGUGCAACUGUUUGCUGAGAGCAACCGCAAACCAGAAGGUUCCCAAGCAAAGUGCAGCAAACCCCUCCUCAGUGUUUCACAUGUUAUGUCACCAGCACUUGACCGAAAGUCUGAGAACAAGCCAGAGAAAUCUGAGAGCAUUGCUUUGGCUGCCUCAGUCACAUUAGCAGAAGGUGAGAGUGCCACGGACAUCCAAGAUGACCUGUUUGAUAAUUUUGCUCAAGCAGAACAGCAACAUACCAAAUCUCAGGACAGUAGUCAGGAGGCAGACAUGGGUCAUGAAUACAUUAGCAGAACAGCAGUGAGAAAUGAAAGCCUUGUUGGCCAGACCAGCAGCUUCACAUUUGGCACUGUGGUGGCUCCACUGUAUCACCAGGUGUUUGGCAGAGUGGGAAGUGAAAGUAAGAGAGGAGCUGGCUGGGAAAAUCCUGCACGGGCUACACUGAAUAUCGGAGGCUUACAUCCUCACACUGGCAUGAGACAGAUUAGUUGCACUGUUUCAACAGAUAUUAAAAGUAACAAUAGUAAAGCACUUCGAAAUGUGAUUAAUAACCAGAAAUCAAACCAGGAAUGCACAGACAUAGCACCAUGCAAUAAUCGUGUUGAAGAAGAAGCAAGUUUAAGUCUGACAUUAAAUGCAGAGACUCUGCAGGUUCUGGCUGGGACUGAAAAUACAGACCGGAGAUGCACAAGCACACUUAAGGGUUCACGAACUUGUUUAGAAGACACAUUAAGCUGUCCUGAGACUGUAAACAUUUUAUCGCAAGCAGAUUUGUUGAAUCCACAAAUACCGGCUGAGAGUUUACAUCCCUGGGGAGAAGCACAGGAAGACAGUGUAACACAUGACCCCCAAGGCCAAAUUACAGCAGAAACAACACAGCGUCCACUCCCAGAGAAUCCAUGUACACAUGAUAAAACUAAUCUGGAUGAAACGCACGCAAAAAGCGAUACACAUGAAGUCAGGACCAGUCCGCAAACAUCAUUUGUAAAACUUGAAACCUCUGGGGACCUGCUGGGACAUGUUAAUGAAGGACCUGACCAACAGAGCGGCGGCUUAGAAGUAAAACGCCAUGAAUGUGAGUUAAUCAAAGCUCUGUGUCCUGGUAACGCAUCUUUUAGUGAGGUUAAACCAUGUGAAGACUUGCAUAAGUUGAAUUUGCACCACAAUGACAAUUCAGUUACAAAAGCAACUGUUCCUAAUUGCAAACUUGUGGAGAAAUCAGAUUUCACAACACCCAAGACACUUCUGGAAGCUCGAGGAGAAACUAACAACAUGGGAGAAGGCAGUAAAAUGACACACGGCUCACUCAAAGAUGAAUCAAAAUCCUCUGGUGAAACUAAGGUAACAGGGGAGUUGGCUGAAUGCGUGACUACAGAGACACAGGAGAAAACAGAGCAUUGCAAAAUCAAAGCUAAGGAGGAGGGUCUCUGUUUAGGAGAAAUCACUGAAGUGAAGGACUGGGAAAUGAUGGUUAAAGAAGAAGAAAACAACAUUUUAAUACACGAAGAAGAAAAGGAGAUAGUAUAUUUAAAUCCGGGCGUCUGUGAAGUAAGAGAAAAAGAAAUUGCAAAUGAGGAAUUUGUCAAGGGGAGGGCAGUGACAGGAGUAGAAGAGGACAGCGAAACAAUCGGAGAGGCUGUCUCUGGAGAAGAUGGUGCCAGUACUGAGGUGGAAUGUGCUCAAGUCAUAAAGAUGAACAAAACAGGUGGAAGGGAAGAAUUAACUGAGGAGAACCAAGUACAAGAAACAGAGGGACCAGUAGAGACAGAGCUGCACACAAAAAAACACUUUGCAGGAAAAGAGGUCAGUAUUGAAUGGGCACACAUCCAAGAAAAUGAGGAGAUAAAGGGAGAUGGGAAAAUAAACUUGAAUAAGGAAGGUGAAGGCGGAGCAGACCGGGAGAAAGAACCAAAGGAGGGAAACGGAGAGGAGCUGGAUCCACAUUACGAAUUCCUAAAUUACAGAGCAGUAGAGGCGGAGCUUGUAGAAUCACAUUCAUGUGUGGCGAAACAGGAACAAAAAGAUCCAGAACUGUGUUUGGAAGAGAAGUUAGAAAUUACAGGAAGCAAGGAUGGAGAGGUUUUAUCUGCUCUGGUGAACAGCAGGCAGGAGGGUGGCGACGAGAGCGUACCAGUGAAAGAAAGUAUAGGAGAAGAGCAAAGUGCACACAUUCAAACUGAAAAACAAUGUCUUCACACCACAAAAGCUCAGUCAGAAGAUGGAAAUGGUUGUGCCGCUGCAGAGGGGGGCGCUUUAACGGAUGAACCUGAAAGUGAUCAAACAAGCCAGGACAGCGCUUCGGCAGAGUCGGACUCGGGCGAUGAGGUGGAGCUGUACAUGCACUGCCUGAGGGCCGUCGGCACAGGAGGAUGGUCCCACGAAGACAAGAGCAUUGUGAGCAAAAGGCCCCGUCUAAGCAGAACCAAACUGCUGUCUGCCACUAUGCCACCCAUCACUGAAUAUCAGGAUGAAGAACAACACCUCAGUCGCCUUCAGGAGAAGCUUGAAGACGGCAAGAUUGCCGACAAUGCCGCUGUAUCCCUGGCAGAGGAGCGCAUGGGUCAGAGUGUUUUGUCCUGGACAGACACAUUUUCCUGUGGCAAUAUUGCAAAAUCACUGCUAUAUGCAACCCUGCUGGUGGUGUUUUUAGUUGUGGCAUACCAUUAUGACUUUUUUGCCUGUUUGGGCCUCUACUUGAUAUCUGUGGUUUGGCUCUGCUGCCGAGAAGAGAAGUAACCAGUUAAAAACGACAACACAAUGGGCUGAAUUAAAAUGUAAUAAUAAUUAAAAAAAACAAUCUGUUUGAUUUUAAAGGUUUUCAGAGUGUACAUGGUACUGAUGUGAUACCCAAUUCUUCUUUUCUAUAACCAAUGAUGACUAAUGCAUGAUUUAGACUGAUUUUUGCAGGAGAUCUAUGCUGUUACUUAUGCUGUAAACUCCUUUAACCCUGCACCAUAACCUUCCGCGCAACCUGCUGCAAGCCCACCGAAAUGUAACUACAUGUCGGGGUGUCGCAGCAUCGACUCGAACAGCGUGGAUGGAUGUGGUGUAGGGGGAAAAGGGGCUUCCAGUUACGUCACGAGUUAGGAAGUAGAUUUCCAGCAGAAGUCCAAAUUAAGCUCAAGAAGACACAGUUAGGCAGAUAUCACACACGUCAGAAUAAAUGUUGUCUCUUCCCUGUGGGAGGAUGUUA
Messenger RNA from Neolamprologus brichardi, 4325 nucleotides. It is a transcript of the gene ppp1r3ab, whose product is annotated as protein phosphatase 1, regulatory subunit 3Ab. The record is from RefSeq and is a predicted model, not a curated record. Lineage: Eukaryota; Metazoa; Chordata; Actinopteri; Cichliformes; Cichlidae. Gene Ontology annotation, cellular component: protein phosphatase type 1 complex. Gene Ontology annotation, biological process: regulation of glycogen biosynthetic process. Gene Ontology annotation, molecular function: protein phosphatase 1 binding; glycogen binding.